Molecule: messenger RNA, 1467 nt
Organism: Salmo salar (Atlantic salmon)
Lineage: Eukaryota; Metazoa; Chordata; Actinopteri; Salmoniformes; Salmonidae
Source: RefSeq, a predicted model, not a curated record
GUGGGGGGAGGCAACGGCGACUGACAAAAACAACAAGAAGAACCGUUGGAACCAAGAGGAAGAGCGAGAUGUCUCCAUGAAUACAGGCUAACUUUAUUCUUACCCAGUUAUUAUUAUUAUUAUCAUCCACAACCUACCCGACUGCUGCUUUCUCACAAGGCUUGAUUAGAUGUUGCCGGGCCCAUGAACUUGGCUAGUCAGAGCGGGGAGACCGGCUGUAGCCAGCUCCUCUUCGCCAAUUUUAACCAGGACAACACGUCUUUAGCUGUUGGAACCAAAUCAGGCUAUAAGUUCUUCUCCCUGUCGUCUGUGGACAAAUUGGAGCAGAUUUAUGAAUGUACGGACACAGAGGAUGUGUGUAUCGUAGAGCGUCUGUUCAGCAGCAGUCUGGUGGCGAUCGUCAGUCUGAAGGCUCCUCGGAAGCUGAAGGUCUGUCACUUCAAGAAGGGGACGGAGAUCUGCAACUACAGUUACAGCAACACUAUCCUGGCUGUGAAGCUCAACAGACAGAGGCUGAUAGUAUGUCUGGAAGAGUCUCUGUACGUCCACAACAUCAGAGACAUGAAGGUCCUACACACCAUCAGAGAGACUCCACCCAACCCCUCAGGGCUGUGCGCUCUGUCCAUCAGUAGCGAUAACUGCUACUUGGCUUAUCCCGGCAGCGCUACGAUCGGAGAGGUCCAGGUGUUCGACACGGUCAAUCUGAGAGCAGCCAACAUGAUCCCAGCCCAUGACAGCCCAUUAGCAGCCACGUUGUGUUCGACGCCAGCGGAUCCAAACUGGCCACAGCCUCGGAGAAGGCGUGUGUGUGUGUGUGUGUGUGUGUGUGUGUGUGUGUGUGUGUGUGGUAGGUGUGUGUCUAUCUGUUCCCUGGCCUUCAGCAUGGAGGGCCUCCACCUAUCAGCUUCCAGUAACACGGAGACGGUCCACAUCUUCAAACUGGAGACUCAGAAAGAGAAGCCGGCGGAGGAACCUACUACAUGGGGGGGAUACUUUGGUAAGGUCCUGUUGGCUUCCACCACCUACCUGCCUUCUCAGGUAACAGAGAUGUUCACCCAGGGACGAGCCUUCGCCACCGUCCGACUGCCCUUCUCUGGACACAAGAACAUCUGCGCCUUGGCCAUGAUCCAGAAGAUUCCUCGCCUCCUGGUAGCAGCAGCUGAUGGAUAUCUGUACCUCUAUAACCUGGACCCCCAGGAGGGAGGAGAGUGUUCACUGAUGAAGCAACACAGGUUGGACGGCAGUGCUGAGCCGCCCAAUGAGAUCCUGGAACAGGGGUCACAUGACCGACCCCUUACUGCACAGGCCUACAACACUGCUGGGAUGAAAGGUUACUGUGAGGAGGCGGGUGCAGUGGGAGGGGCGGGACUAGAGGAUGACCUCAGCGAUCUGCGAUUGGACGAUGAGAAUGAGGAGCAGCCGCCACUCAUCCUGGAGACGGACUGACUGACGGCCACAGAAACCAAU